Molecule: messenger RNA, 903 nt
Organism: Pleuronectes platessa (European plaice)
Lineage: Eukaryota; Metazoa; Chordata; Actinopteri; Pleuronectiformes; Pleuronectidae
Exons: 3
Coding region: 1-903 (300 amino acids)
Cellular component (GO): nucleosome
Molecular function (GO): protein heterodimerization activity; structural constituent of chromatin; DNA binding
Source: RefSeq, a predicted model, not a curated record
AUGACAGAGCUACCGGGAAUCAUCCGGAAGGCGGCCGCCUCCAGGCAGCUGACGGUGCCAACCCCGCUAUCCGCUGCUCCACCUGAUGAGAUGACAAAACAAUCUAUAUCCAUUUUGUCUGGCAGAGGCAAAACCGGCGGAAAGGCCAGAGCGAAGGCAAAGACUCGCUCUUCCCGCGCUGGGCUCCAGUUCCCCGUCGGUCGUGUUCACAGGCUGCUGAGUAAAGGCAACUACGCACAUCGCGUUGGUGCCGGCGCCCCCGUCUACCUGGGGGCUGUGCUGGAGUACCUCACCGCUGAGAUCCUGGAGCUGGCUGGAAACGCCACCCGCGACAACAAGAAGAGCCGUAUCAUCCCCCGCCACCUGCAGCUGGCCGUCCGCAACGACGAGGAGCUCAACAAACUCCUGGGCGGAGUGACCAUCGCUCAAGGCGGCGUGCUGCCCAACAUCCAGGCUGUUCUUCUGCCCAAGAAGACCGAGAAGGCCCCCAAGUCCAAGAAACAAUCUACAUCCAUUAUGUCUGGCAGAGGUAAAACCGGCGGAAAGGCCAGAGCGAAGGCAAAGACUCGCUCUUCCCGCGCUGGGCUUCAGUUCCCCGUCGGCCGUGUUCACAGGCUACUGCGUAAAGGCAACUACGCACAUCGCGUUGGUGCCGGCGCCCCCGUCUACCUGGCGGCUGUGCUGGAGUACCUCACCGCUGAGAUCCUGGAGCUGGCUGGAAACGCCGCCCGCGACAACAAGAAGAGCCGUAUCAUCCCCCGCCACCUGCAGCUGGCCGUCCGCAACGACGAGGAGCUCAACAAACUCCUGGGCGGAGUGACCAUCGCUCAGGGCGGCGUGCUGCCCAACAUCCAGGCUGUUCUUCUGCCCAAGAAGACCGAGAAGGCCCCCAAGUCCAAGUAA